Molecule: messenger RNA, 764 nt
Organism: Lotus japonicus
Lineage: Eukaryota; Viridiplantae; Streptophyta; Magnoliopsida; Fabales; Fabaceae
Exons: 1
Coding region: 68-532 (154 amino acids)
Biological process (GO): translation
Cellular component (GO): ribosome
Molecular function (GO): structural constituent of ribosome
Source: RefSeq, a predicted model, not a curated record
AACGUUGUUGUUCAUUGUUUGGUUUCACUGAAACAUUGACACUGUGUGUGAAGAAGCUGAAGGAAAAAUGUCCAUUCGGCUUCUGAAGCUGGUUCGCUCUCUCUCCACAGCCUCUCACGCUCCUACCCAGAAAGUUCAACGCAUCGCCGAUGAGCUUCUCGCCCUCAACAGGUUCGAAAGGCACGAUUUCACCGUCCUAUGGAAACUCAAGAUGGGUCUCAACCGUUACGGCUCACCGCUCGCCGGGCUCGGCCCUCUGGGCCCGGCAUCCUCCGCAACUGGGCCUGCAGCCGAUGCCGCCGCCGCGCCGGCGGAGAAGACAGCUUUCGAUAUAAAGCUGGAGAAGUACGACGCCGCCGCCAAGAUCAAGAUCAUUAAGGAGGUUAGGGCGUUCACUGAUUUAGGGUUGAAGGAAGCUAAGGAUUUGGUGGAGAAGGUUCCUUGUGUUUUGAAGAAGGGUCUCACCAAGGAUGAGGCUAAUCCCAUUAUUGAGAAACUCAAGACAUUGGGUGCCACUGUUGUUUUAGAGUGAUUUUUCAAUUUCAAUUUCAGUUUCAAUUUUUUUUAGUCUUGUUGUUAGUUGUAGAAUCAUCCAUCACUUGUUUUGAAUUGUUGAAAAUUGGCCAUGGAAUAAUGUCUGCAUGAUAUUGAGAAAAUUUGCUAUAACACAUCACUAAUUUUGACUGUCUUGUAUUCUGUAAACUAAAGAUUUUUGUUAUUAUUGAAUUGGUGAACAGAUGGUAAUAUAUAGGAAUAUUGAUCAA